Molecule: messenger RNA, 5500 nt
Organism: Hemicordylus capensis (graceful crag lizard)
Lineage: Eukaryota; Metazoa; Chordata; Lepidosauria; Squamata; Cordylidae
Gene: SLC2A12
Product: solute carrier family 2 member 12
Exons: 5
Coding region: 182-2017 (611 amino acids)
Biological process (GO): transmembrane transport
Cellular component (GO): membrane
Molecular function (GO): transmembrane transporter activity
Source: RefSeq, a predicted model, not a curated record
AAAAGUUCUUCACGGAUCACUUUGUAACUCUCUCAGGUUUAAGCCAGCGCCUGCUGUAACACGCGGCCAUGAGCUGGACCACAGUCAGUGGCGCCUGUUUUGACAGCAAGAGCCGGGCGUUCGCCCUGUGAAGGCUUUCAGCACCGAGGCGCAGCAGUCCGGGUACUGUUUUCCUACAGCCAUGGUACCUGUGCAGAACACGGAGGAGGAGGAGGAGGACCUCAGUCAGCAGCGCCGGAAAAUCAGAGGAGGGGACUGCCAGAAUUACAACAGCAGCAGCAGCAGUAGCGGCUGCGGCGGCGGCGGCCCGAACAAGCUUCCGGCUCAAACAGGAUGUGGAAUGCUUACUCUUCUGUCAUCUGCUGUUGCAGCUGUCAGUGGCCUACUGAUGGGUUAUGAACUGGGACUUAUCUCUGGAGCCCUUUUCCAGCUAACUGUCAUACUAGCACUUUCAUGCCGGCAACAGGAAAUAGUUGUAAGUGCUCUUCUCAUUGGUGCCUUUCUAGCUUCACUGACUGGCGGAUUCCUGAUAGACAAAUAUGGGAGGCGAGUUACCAUUAUCUUAGCAUCUUGCUUACUUGUCCUUGGCAGUUUGAUCUUGAUACUCUUUGCCUCAUAUGGACUACUUAUAACAGGACGGAUUGCAAUAGGGGUUUCCAUUUCACUCUCUUCAACUGCAACAUGUGUGUAUAUUGCAGAGAUUGCCCCACAGCACAGAAGAGGAUUGCUUGUGUCUUUGAAUGAACUCAUGAUUGUAAUUGGUAUUCUUUUUGCCUAUGUCUCAAAUUAUGCCUUUGCCAGCGUUUCCCAUGGCUGGAAGUACAUGUUUAGCCUUGCCAUUCCACUGGGGACCUUGCAGGCCAUUGCUAUGUAUUUCCUUCUGCCAAGCCCUCGGUUCUUGGUCAUGAAAGGCUUUGAGGAAACUGCUAGCAAAGUACUUGGAAAGCUCAGGGCAACCUCAGACAUUACUGAAGAGCUCGCAAUGAUCAAAUCUUCCUUGAAAGAUGAACACCAGUACCGUUUUUUAGAUUUGUUCCGUUCAAAAGACAACAUGAGGGUACGGAUGCUGAUAGGAAUCACUCUAGUGUUUUUUGUCCAAACCACAGGGCAGCCUAACAUCUUAUUUUAUGCAUCCACCGUUUUGAAAUCGGUUGGCUUUCAAAGUAAUGAAGCAGCUAGUUUGGCAUCUACUGGUGUUGGAGUGGUCAAAGUGAUCAGUACAAUCCCAGCCACCCUUUUUGUGGACCAUAUAGGAAGCAAGACAUUUCUGUGUAUUGGCUCAUCCCUAAUGUCUUUGUCUUUAGUCACCAUGGGAUUGGUGACGCUUCAUAUCCACAUGAAUUUCACUACUGUCUGUAGAAACCAACCCUUGGAAGAUCCCAUGCUCCAUGGAGUGAGCAAACUGACCUCCACUAAUGGAACUCUUCAAGAGCAAUUUGUUAACAUGGCUUCAUCUAUCAGAACUUCAGAAUGGAAUGCUGGAAUGGCCAAUGUGGAGCAGCAGAACUGGACAGCCUUGGAAGGAGGCAGAGCCGCUGAUACAAGCCAGGCAGACUCCCGUCUAGCAGCAGGAACUAUGGACAUUCCAGCUGCUCUGAAAUGGCUCUCUUUGGCCAGUUUGCUUGUUUAUGUUGCUGCUUUCUCCAUAGGACUUGGACCAAUGUCCUGGCUGGUAUUAAGUGAAAUAUUUCCUGGUGGGAUUAGAGGAAGAGCAAUUGCUCUAACCUCUAGUGUGAACUGGGGUGUUAAUCUCCUAAUCUCAUCAACCUUUUUAACUAUAACAGACUUAAUUGGCUUACCAUGGAUAUAUUUCAUUUAUGCACUGAUGAGCCUAGCAUCAUUGGCAUUUGUCAUUGUCUUUAUACCUGAAACAAGAGGAUGCUCCUUGGAGCAAAUUUCCACGAAACUGGCAAAACAAAAAUAUGCAAGUACCACCCUUUGCUGGAUGGGCCAGCGUCAGGAGCAACUGAUGCCUAUGGAACUUUCUAAGAAGGAUUCCCAUGAACAAUUCUACUAGACAAGACAGGUACACGUAACCAGUGGCAGAAGAGCUGGUUUUCUCAGAGGACAAAAUGGCAGUCCACUCAAAUACUGCCACUACCUUCAUAUGCUUUAUUUUACUAUAAACAAGCUUUUCUGUAUUUCAUUUUAGUUGAGGUUGUUUUGGUCAGCAGAUGCUUCAAAAACAAGGUUUUUGCAUAUCAUAAGCACAAAACUCUAUAAGGUUUUGCCCUGUGACAGCAAGGAAACCAAUAAAACAAUUUUAAGAACAUUGUACAGGAUGACAUCAACACAGGAAAAGAGUACAAGCGGCAAAUCCCUUCUUUACACUGUAAAUUUAAAGAUUUACACAGCUGUGUUUUAUCAGGCCAAACACCAUACAGCCCAUCCUGCGCAAGCAAUUCUUUCUUAGGCCUACUACCAAUCUCUCCAAAUGGAAGAUCCAUCAUAGGGCCUCAUACUCACACAGCACAUGCUCUGUACAAGCAGCUUCCCAGCUACUUUUCCAGUUGAAGGCAAUCACUUAUACCUGCAACCCAAGGGAAUAAUUUAUCAUAGGUUUUCAUCAAAACACAGUAGAAUAGAAUUUUAGAGUUGGGAGGGAGCUUGGAGGUCUUCUAGUCCCAACCCCCUGCUCAGUGCAGGAAACGGCUACAGCAUCUGACAGAUGGCUGCCCAAUCUCGGUUUCAAAACUUCUAGAGGAGAGUCUACCACUGAAUGGAGCAGGCUGUUUCACUGUCCAACCAUCUUUACAGUUAGACCAUUCCUCCUCCCGUCUAACUUGAAUUUUCUACCUUGCAGUUUCAACUAUUGGCCCUAGUCCUGCCCUAAAGAGCAUCUGAGAACAAGUCUGCUCUCUUCUCUGCAAUAGCUCUUCAGAGAUUUCAAGAUGAUAAUUAGGAAUGUGCGAAUUUCUUUGGGCAAUUUCUGGACAAAACAAAUCAGCCCUGUGCUAGCUGGCCAGAUUCGGGUACAAAACAAAUCGCCCAGAUUUCAGACCUGAAAGAUUUGUAGAUUCAGACCUCCAUUUUCUGGCGAUCUCUCUUGCUGUGUCCAUUUUGUGUCAGGAAUUUUUUUUUUUUAAAUCCCAUCCUCCUAAGCUUCAGAUUGAUGACUUACAGUGUGCAACAAUUGGCUGGUAAUUUCUCCCUGGUUCCAGAUUGGCUCAUUUCCAUUCAAAUCUUGUGUUGCCAGGGGUGACUGAUCACGCAUUGGCUAGGGGAAGGGUCAAGGGUGGGGGGAGUUCAAAGGAGGGAUUUCCAAAUGUACUUAAGGAGGCGGGCAGCCACCAUUCUGCCUCAUGGGAGACGAGGGAGAGAGCACACCAGAGGAGCUUUGCUUUGCCUUGCCUGCCUGCUGCCUGGAGUGGAUUCUCUGCUUUUUGUUCCUGCUUUCCUUAUUGAGGAAAAGAGAAGAAGAAAAAUUUUCCACCCCCUUCCUGCUGCUGAGAGAAUAACUGCCUGUGCCUGCUGUCUGUGAAUCUACCUGUUUUGGGAGAUUUGUGGACAAAACAAAAUCACCCCUGUGCUAGUUGGACAGAUUUGGACCCAAAACAAAUCAGAGGAGAUUCAAUUUGCAAACAAAUAAAAAAAAAUGAUUUGUAUACAUCCCUAGAGAUAAUCAUCCACUCUACUCAGCCCUCUUUUCUCCAGGCUAACAAACCCAGCUCCUUCAACCAUUGCUCAUAGGACACCUCAAUGUCUUAGAUGCUCUCCACUGAACCCAUUCCCACUGGUCAAUGUUCUUAAAAUGCAGUGCCAGUAACUGGACACAGUGGUUAUCCCAACAAAGUGGAACCCUCACCCAACUCCUCCCAGUCCUCCUGAGCAAGCACGGUUGUGCAAGGGGGGCAAGCACUGCUUAUGCUCUGAAGGAUCAGAAACACAUUGCUGACCCCCACGGUCAGCACGGUUGUGAAUUUGGCAGACUGAACUUGUAAGAGCCUGAAAGACCAUACAAAUUUCACAUUUCGGCAUCCCAUCAUUAACUAAGGGCUACAGCCCUUUAAGAUGUAUCAGGAGCAAUAAGAUAUACUUCUUAUUAUGAAGCUCUUGGGCAUAUUGUAAAAGCACAAAUUCACUUUUUAAAAGAGUGAUGUACUAAAUGGUUGCUUUUUAAACUAUUAACAAUACCGUGUUAUAUAGCACGUUCUCUCAUUUUAAAGAUAGUCAUGGCAAUACUUUCUUGUAUUCACAUUUCAAAAACUUGUGUAAAGAAGCAGUCUAUGGGUACACCAACCUAAAGGUACCUGCUCCCAUUCAACUAAGGAGCCUAAACAUCAGGCUUUGCUAGUAGAUGGGUGAAAAGUGGCCAAAAAUAGAUGAAUACACAUUCCAGCUUCAAAUGUUACAAGUUUAGCAGGUAUAGAACAUGGCUCAGUAACAACUAACAUAUGAAGCAGCCCUUGCAAUUGUAACUUAAUCAGAAAUAUUUUCACCUGCAACACGUAGCAUUCCUUUGAAAGAUAAUUGUACGUUUAAGUAGGCAAGACCUUUCCUUUCUCAGUUCCCAAACGUUUAAAUGAGUUUUUCAAGUUAUUUUUUAAUUUUUAUUCUUAAUUGUCUCAUCCAUUACAUUCACGUUACCUACUUAAACACUAUAAACAAAAAUGUCCGUAAAAUAGAGAAGCAGACAUUAAUGGCAACUAAUACUACAGCUAAUUUUUCAAGACAUUUCAGAUAAGUCUGCCACUUAAACAUUCCUUAGAUGAUGGGAUGCUAUCAUCUACAUUAUAUGGUUUAAAUUCAAGGGUUUCUGUCUAUACAUUUGAGACAAGAUUGAGUAACAGUUGUUCCAAGACAAAUACUGUAUCUUGCUGACUCACACUCCAAACUGUCCAAUACAGGCUGGCUUUAAAAAAAAACUAAAAAAAAACACAAGAAAAUUCUCUCCCCACCCUCCACCCGAAAGUUUGCUUCAGCAAAUACAUGCUUCAGCCACAAGAGUUAUCAAAUUUUCCUCUGGACAUUUCAUUUCACAUUUCCCUCUUAUAGUUUCCCAAACUGUUUGCUUAUCACAUCCACUCAGAGCAUGUUUGUUCGUGCGUUUUCUCUCUCUCUCUCUCUCUCUCUCUCACACACACACACAUCAUGCAAAGGCUCUAGCAGUUCUCAGGCACACACUCAGGUGGGUAACAUGCUGUAUCAACCUUGUAAUCAGAUAUAUAGGCAGCAGUGGGUUGUGGUGCCCCCGCCCCCUUUUUGCUGUCACCAUUGAAUUCAACCGCCAGCUAUAUACAUUAUAUCCUGGUUUACAUGUUGCUAUCCGCUCAAGUACAUGCCCUGUGACAGGUGGGUUUGCUCACUUGGGGAAAAUGUUUUAGCUGUCAACCUGUCCCAUAAUGUUGUCUCAUUCUGUGUGUGAGGUUGUUCUCCUCCUCUGCCCUCCCCAAACCAAGUUGAUUUGACCUGUAUCCCUUCCCUCACUCUCUCCAAUAUUAUACUAUUUAGCAGUAUUUCACAAUGAUGAUAAUAAAAAAAUGCUUCCAAUAGGAGUUUA